Molecule: messenger RNA, 1171 nt
Organism: Salvia hispanica
Lineage: Eukaryota; Viridiplantae; Streptophyta; Magnoliopsida; Lamiales; Lamiaceae
Product: rRNA 2'-O-methyltransferase fibrillarin 1-like
Biological process (GO): box C/D sno(s)RNA 3'-end processing; rRNA methylation
Cellular component (GO): small-subunit processome; nucleolus; box C/D methylation guide snoRNP complex
Molecular function (GO): rRNA methyltransferase activity; RNA binding; histone H2AQ104 methyltransferase activity
Source: RefSeq, a predicted model, not a curated record
AGACUCUAUAAAUGAAAGCAAACAUUUCACUCCAUUCGCAGCCUAAUCUGAUAAACCCUAAUUCAGCAGCUCUCUCCCUCUCUCCCAAGCUCCGAAGUAGCAGUCAUGGUUGCCACAACACCAACCCGAGGAGGACGCGGAGGGUUUAGGGGCGGCCGAGGUGAUGGCGGCGGGAGAAGCGGCGGACGAGGUGGAUUUGGCAGAAGCGGAGGUAGGGGCGGCGAUUUCGGCGGAAGAAGCAGCGGAAUGAAGCGCGGAGGUGGUAGAGGUGGCGGCAGAGGCGCCGGAGGUAGAGGCGGGCGCGGCGGCAGAGGUGGAAGAGGAGGACCGGGGAUGAAGGGCGGAAGUAAGGUCGUGGUCGAGCCACACAGACACGACGGUGUUUUUAUUGCUAAGGGGAAGGAAGAUGCUCUCUGCACGAAAAAUCUGGUGCCUGGUGAAGCCGUCUACAACGAGAAGAGGGUUUCUGUUCAGAACGAAGAUGGAACCAAGGUUGAAUACAGAGUUUGGAAUCCCUUCCGUUCGAAGCUGGCUGCUGCAAUUUUAGGCGGAGUUGACAAUAUUUGGAUUAAACCUGGUGCACGUGUUCUUUACCUUGGUGCUGCUUCCGGAACAACUGUUUCUCAUGUUUCUGACCUUGUUGGACCUGAGGGUGUGGUGUAUGCAGUUGAGUUUUCACACAGAAGUGGUAGGGACUUAGUCAACAUGGCUAAGAAACGAACCAAUGUUAUCCCCAUUAUUGAAGAUGCUAGGCAUCCGGCUAAGUAUAGAAUGCUUGUUGGGAUGGUUGAUGUUAUUUUCUCCGAUGUUGCUCAGCCUGAUCAGGCAAGAAUUUUGGCUCUAAACGCCUCAUAUUUCCUUAAAGCUGGUGGCCAUUUCGUCAUAUCUAUCAAGGCUAAUUGCAUAGAUUCUACUGUUCCUGCUGAGGCCGUCUUUGCGCAAGAAGUGAAGAAAUUGCAGGCCGAACAAUUCAAACCCGCAGAACAGGUUACUCUGGAACCUUUUGAGCGUGACCAUGCUUGUGUGGUUGGAGCUUAUCGCGUCCCGAAGAAACAAAAGGCUGGCGCUUAAAUGCUUUUCAGGUUUUGUUGUAAUGUGGUCUUAGUAGGCUUUGCACCUCUUGUUAAACUUGUUUUUUACAUCUUUAUGUGAAAUACUUGAUUUGCUCGAA